Messenger RNA from Aspergillus novofumigatus IBT 16806, 1296 nucleotides. RefSeq names its product alpha/beta hydrolase. The transcript is spliced from 3 exons. Lineage: Eukaryota; Fungi; Ascomycota; Eurotiomycetes; Eurotiales; Aspergillaceae. The record is from RefSeq and is a predicted model, not a curated record. Gene Ontology annotation, molecular function: hydrolase activity. Bases 1 to 1296 code for a protein of 431 amino acids.
AUGCCUUCCCUGCUGGACGCUGCUCGCUUCCUUAUUUUCAGGGUCCCUCUGGUCCUCAAAACUGCCCUUUUCCACGUCUUGAAACUGAAUCCGACAUCUACUAAAUGGGAUCUCCGCACGGCGCUCACCGUGACCAUUAUUCGUAAUGUAUUGUGCAACUCGCCUCCCUCCACCAUAUCAAUGCAGCAGCGCAGUACGAUUCAGGAUCCGGGCGUGAAAGGCCGUAUGUGGGGUGCAAUUCGAGACGUAUUGUCCCAAGCCAUCCGGGCAAUUGGUACUGGAGACGAGGAGUAUCUGACGCCGGCUCUUGCGCCCGUCACGGCUGAAUGGACGGGAUACCGCGCGAGUGUUCCGCACAACGCUCCAGAGCCGUCUAUCUCCGAGGCUGACAAGUACAAGUGCUUGAUGGAGGAGACUACUACCGAUGUUACUCUGUUAUAUUUUCACGGCGGCUCGUACUAUCUCAUGGACCCCUGCUCGCACAGAGAAGUCGUCGCCAGUUACGCUCAGCUCACCGGAGGCCGAGUGCUCUCGGUUCGCUACCGCCUUGCUCCGCAGAAUCCUUUCCCGUCUGCAUUACUAGAUGCUCUGGUUGUCUACCUGUCGCUGCUCUAUCCCCCGGAAGGCGCUCUCCACAGCCCGGUGCCACCGUCACAUGUUGUAUUCGGCGGUGAUUCCGCCGGUGGAAACCUUGCAACAGUCCUCCUGCAGACAAUUCUUCAGCUCCACCGGGGUACACCUGAUGGCGAUCCUCCCGUCGUGAUAUUCCAUGGAAAGCCAGUCAAGGUGCCUCUACCAGCCGGAAUCGCUCUAGGCUCGCCCUCUCUCGACCUCACGCGCAGUAUGCAGUCGUCCAAAAAACAUGCUCAUGCCCUUUGUCACCCUCUUGUCUCCCCAGUUGCAGCACCCUCGUGGAGAGGGUCGCCUCCCAUCUUCGUCUCCUGUGGUGAGGAGCUACUGACGGACGAGUGCAAAGUUUUUGCGCAGAUGGCCGCGAGACAGGGGGUUACUGUCGUCUGGGAACAGUAUGAGGCUAUGCCGCAUUGCUUUGCGCAUAUACUCCAGGGGACUUUGACCUCUUCGCAGAGCCUUGAAAGCUACGCCAGUUUCGUGACGCGAGCUGUGCAGAAUCCCAGUGAGAUUACUACAAAUGGGAAGUUCUUUGCUGCCAAAUCUCUAGAGAGUUCUUCCGUAGAUGUUUGCAACCUCAACGAUACUACUGAGGAGGAAGUUCUGGAAGGGUUGAAGCAUGCUCGGGAUAAGAUUGUGCGCAAUUUUCAGCUCGCUAAGCAGUAG